AUGGAAACAGCUGUUGAUAAACACAGGGGCAUUUCCCAACGGCAGUGUCACGAUACCUCUGGACCUGCUGAGACACACAAAAUUAAAUUAAGCUACAAAUCGCUCGCUGCAAUUCCCACAAACACCCUUCUAUCGGAUCAGCAGGCAAUAGAUGAGCAGGUCGAGAGAGAACAGAGUCCGUGUGACAGUUUGGACAGAUGGGAAACAUCUGACAGAGGUGUUGCAGACACCCACGCUGAGAUGUGUUCACCCGCUGAGCUCCGGCAACAGUCAGAGGAGCUUUAUGCAGUUAUUGAUGAGAUAUUGGCAAAUUCCAUUCCAGCUGUGAGUUGAUUUAUAUUAUUUAAGAUUAAAC
Molecule: messenger RNA, 355 nt
Organism: Cyclopterus lumpus (lumpfish)
Lineage: Eukaryota; Metazoa; Chordata; Actinopteri; Perciformes; Cyclopteridae
Gene: mlip
Product: muscular LMNA-interacting protein
Exons: 4
Coding region: 1-333 (110 amino acids)
Biological process (GO): negative regulation of transcription by RNA polymerase II
Cellular component (GO): PML body; sarcolemma; nuclear envelope
Molecular function (GO): transcription corepressor activity; lamin binding
Source: RefSeq, a predicted model, not a curated record